Messenger RNA from Rattus rattus (black rat), 3602 nucleotides. RefSeq names its product interleukin 17 receptor A (gene Il17ra). Lineage: Eukaryota; Metazoa; Chordata; Mammalia; Rodentia; Muridae. Gene Ontology annotation, molecular function: interleukin-17 receptor activity. The record is from RefSeq and is a predicted model, not a curated record. The transcript is spliced from 13 exons. The coding region runs from base 131 to 2737 and encodes 868 amino acids.
GCCGGAAGCCGGGAGGAAGAGGAGGCCGGGCGAAGUCGACCUGCGCCAGUCCUCGGCUAGGAAAGCCCGUCGUGGGCCCUCGCUGUCCGGCGGAGCCAGCCGCGAGCGCUCCGCGACCAGGCCGGGGGCCAUGGCGACUCCGCGCCGCUGGCCACGGGUCGUCCCCGGGCCGGCGCUGGGAUGGCUACUUCUGCUGUUGAGCGCGCUGUUCCGGGGCCGCGCCUCCCUGCGCCUCCUCGACUUCCCGGCUCUAGUCUGCUCUCAGGAGGGGCUGAACUGCAGAGUCCAGAAUAGUACUUGCCUGGAUGACAGCUGGAUUUACCCUCGAAACCUGACGCCAUCUUCCCCGAAAAACAUCUAUCUCCAUCUGAACGUUUCGUCUACCCAGCACGGAGACCUAGUCCCUGUGUUGCACGUUGAGUGGACCCUGCAGACAGAUGCCAGCAUCCUGUAUCUCGAGGGUGCAGAGCUGUCCAUCCUGAAGCUGAACACCAAUGAGCAGCUGUGUGUCAAGUUCAAGUUUCUGUCCCAGCUGUCGAAUCAUCAUAAGCGGUGGCGGUUCUCCUUCAGUCACUUCGUGGUAGAUCCUGGCCAGGAGUAUGAGGUGACUGUUCACCACCUGCCCAAGCCCAUCCCUGAUGGGGACCCAAACCACAAGUCCGAGACCAUCUUAGUGCCUGACUGCGAGAACGCCGAGAUGAAGAUGACUACACCGUGUGUGAGCUCAGGCAGCCUUUGGAACCCCAACAUCACAGUGGAGACCUUGGACACCCAGCAUCUUCGAGUGGACUUCACCCUGUGGAAUGAAUCCACCCCCUACCAGAUCCUGCUGGAAAGUUUUUCGGGCUCAGAGAACCAGAGCUGCUUUGAAGACAUUAAACAGAUAUCUGCGCCCGGACAGGAGGAAUUCCACCAGCGAUCCAAUGUCACAUUCACUCUGAGCAAGUCUGGCUGGUGCUGCCACCACCUCGUGCAGGUCCAGCCCUUCUUCAACAGCUGCCAAAAUGACUGCUUGAGACACGCUGUGACUGUGCCCUGCCCAGUCAUCUCAGAGACCCCAGUUUCCAUAACAGCCGCAGACUAUAUUCCCCUCUGGGUGUAUGGCCUCAUCACCCUCAUCGCCAUCCUGCUGGUGGGCUCUGUCAUCCUGCUGAUUAUCUGCAUGACCUGGAGGCUUUCUGGUGCUGAUCAAGAGAAGCAUGGAGAUGACUCCAAAGUCAGUGGCAUCUUGCCAACAACAGACCUGACUCCCCCACCCCUGCAGCCCAGGAAGGUCUGGAUCGUCUACUCGGCUGACCACCCCCUCUAUGUGGACGUGGUCCUAAAGUUCGCCCAGUUCCUGAUCACUGCCUGUAGUACCGAAGUAGCCCUUGACCUGCUGGAAGAGCAGACCAUCUCUGAGAUGGGGGUCAUGACUUGGGUGAGCCGGCAGAAGCAGGAAAUGGAGGAGAGCGGUUCCAAGAUCAUCGUCCUGUGCUCCCGAGGGACCCGAGCUAAGUGGAAAGCCAUCUUGGGUUGGGCGGAGCCUGCUGUCCAGCUACGGUGUGACCACUGGAAGCCUGCUGGGGACCUUUUCACAGCAGCCAUGAACAUGAUUCUACCAGACUUCAAGAGGCCAGCCUGCUUCGGCACCUACAUUGUUUGCUACUUCAGUGGCAUCUGUAACGAGAGGGAUGUCCCCGACCUCUUCAACAUCACCUCCAGGUACCCACUUAUGGACAAAUUUGAGGAGGUUUACUUCCGGAUCCAGGACCUGGAGAUGUUUGAACCUGGCCGGAUGCACCAUGUCAAAGAGCUCACAGGGGAAAAUUACCUGCAGAGCCCUAGUGGCCGGCAGCUCAAGGAGGCUGUGGUUAGGUUCCAGGAGUGGCAAACCCGGUACCCCGACUGGUUUGAGCGAGAGAACCUCUGCUUAGCAGGUGACCAAGACCUUCCAUCCCUGGAUGAGGAAGUGUUUGAAGACCCACUGCUGCCACCAGGGGGAAGAAUCGUCAAACAGCAGCCCCUGGUGCGGGAGCUGCCUUCGGAAGGCUGCCUUGUGGUAGAUGUCUGUGCCGGGGAGGAAGAAAGCCGAGUGGCAAAGCUGGAGCCUCAGCUGUGGCCACAAAGACCGCCAAUGGCGCAGACCCUCCACACCUUGGUGCUGCCAACAGAACAGGUCCCUGCAGCUCAUGUGGUGGAGCCUGUCCGUCUUCUAGAUGGCACCGGAGCAGCUACCCAGCUGGCCAUUGCCGAGGACGGCGAGGCUUGCCCGCUGCUUGGGGUCCGGAGGAACAGCAUCCUUUGCCUCCCCGUGGACUCAGAUGACUCGCCUCUCUGUAGCACUCCAAUGAUGUCACCUGACCACCUCCCAGGCGAUGCAAGAGAGCAGCUAGAAAGCCUGAUGCUCUCGGUGCUGCAGCACAGUCUGAGCGCACAGGCCCAGGAGGGCUGGCAGAGGCCUGAGGUGGUCCUCAAGGACUGCAUGCCCUCUGAGGAGGAGCAGCGGCAGUCAGUGCAGUCAGACCAGGGCUACAUCUCCAGAAGCUCCCCGCAGCCCCCCGACUGGCUCACAGAGGAGGAAGAGCUAGAACUGGGUCAGUCCGUUGAGUCUCUCUCUCCGGAGGAACUGCGGAGCCUGAGGAGUCUCCAGAGGCGGCUUUUCUUCUUGGAGCUUGAGAAGAACCCUGGCUGGGACAACAGAGGCCAGGAGCAGAAGAGCAGCCUCCCUCCUGGGCCUCCUAAUCCUGCUACUUAAGAGGAUGUCUGCUGUACUGUGCGUGUGUGGGGGAAGUGCCCAGCUUGGAGACACGGGCAUCUGCGUCUGACAUAGUAUUGGAUGCCUGAAGUCCCAGCACGUGGGGGCUGGGACUUGAUGGUCUCCUGAACACAGGGGUUCAGGGCCAGUAUGAAAACAUAGCAAGGUCUCAGAGAAAUAAAUGCAGACAUCUUGGUUCUGGUCCCUAAACGCUCCCCUGUACCUGAUAUGGACGGAACGUCUGGUCAUCAUUGCACAAGAGUCCACAGCCCGCUCCCAGAACCAACAGCCAAGUGUGGCGCUCACUCCUUGAACAUUUAUUCUGUACCUACUAGUCAGGCAUUUGGAAUUCAAAAACAAGUUACAUGACACAGUCUUGGCCACUAAGAAGCUUAACAUUCAGUAAAGAUGUGAAAUUAGCCAGAAUGAACAGAGGGCCCCUCCCCUGGCCGCAGAAGGGGGGGCGGGGAUCGGGGUCUGGGCAGGAGGGGAGCUGCAUUCCUGGGGGAGCAGCCUUCGGCUUGGGUAUCAAGGAGCCAGAGUGAGCUGUGUGCUAGGGUGGGAGCAGCUGGGGACUGCUUUCAUAAGUGGAUCUGCUGCCCUGUGGGGGAGCAAACUAUGCCAGAGUUCCCCAGAAGUCUUCUCAGAUCGGUUUUUUAGAAAGAGUCAGUAUAGAAACGGGUGAUGCAAACUUGAGAAGCAGGAAGAGGCGUGUGAAAUCCUGUGCUCAAGUGCUGGCUGCCAGUCCGUGGGAGAGCUGAGGCAUGUGAUUCUUCGUGGGCUGCAGGCACCAGAUCCCAGCAGCUUGGGAGUCUAAGAUCCCUCGGCUCUACCUCAGGGUACAGUGAUGGAAUAAAGAAAGGUG